UAUCAGUUUACUUAUAGUAAGCUAGUGUACAAUUUCACUUCCUGAAGAUAAGAAUCUUAGCACCCACCUUAUAGUCUCUACAAUCAUGAAUGUCUACACAAGGACUGGUGCUGCUAAAGUGAGUGAUGUGAGACAGGUCCUCUCUUCUCAGUUUGGUAUCAGUGGAAGUGAAUUGAAGAGACUCUCAACAAGGCAUCACUCUGAGGGACACUUUAGGAUUUCUGGUCCUCAUGAGAUAUUACACAAAGUGUUAAAGCUUGAGGACAAGUGCCCCAAAGGCUGGAGGCUUGAAAAAGACAGCACACUCGAGGAUUCAUAUCAAUGUGUGCAAGUUGAUAUAACAUACUCUGAUGGUACAGAAAAAGCAUUGACAGAAUUUAUGAAGCAGUUUCAACAAGAAAAUAAACUGUCUUUUAAUUAUGCUAUCACACUUCAUAAAGUUGAUGAGUGUAAGUUCUUUGGUUACAAUCCAAACACUUCACUGAUGCCGAUGUUAAAGGUUAACAUUUCUGGCGACAAAACUGGUUAUGCACAGAAUUGUGACCAGUUUCGUUUAGUCUUACUUCCUUUUUUCUCAGACUGUUGGAUAUUGUGGACAGAUAGUAAUGGAACAUUUGCUUUUCAAGGGACAGGGAAUCAUUGAAGAAUGGUUGAGAUUUUUGCAAAAAAACACUCUCUCCUAAUUUAGUUUUUGUUUAUCACUAACUUUUUACAACUCUUUAGUGCUUUGAUUUCAACAAAUGAUGUUAUUUGAAUGUAAAAA
Messenger RNA from Amphimedon queenslandica, 763 nucleotides. RefSeq lists its product as uncharacterized. Lineage: Eukaryota; Metazoa; Porifera; Demospongiae; Haplosclerida; Niphatidae. The transcript is spliced from 3 exons. Bases 86 to 643 code for a protein of 185 amino acids. The record is from RefSeq and is a predicted model, not a curated record.